Messenger RNA from Prunus armeniaca (apricot), 654 nucleotides. NCBI's taxonomy places the organism in Eukaryota, Viridiplantae, Streptophyta, Magnoliopsida, Rosales, Rosaceae. The record is from the annotation of a GenBank genome assembly.
AUGGCGAUACUGUACGCGCUGGUGUCACGGGGAUCGGUGGUGCUGGCGGAGUUCAGCGCCACGUCGACGAACGCGAGCACAAUCUCCAGACAAAUCCUCGAGAAAAUUCCCGGCAACAGCGACACCCACGUCUCCUACUCUCAGGAUCGCUACAUCUUCCACGUCAAACGCACCGAUGGCCUCACCGUCCUCUGUAUGGCCGACGAGACUGCCGCCCGGAGAAUACCUUUCGCUUUCCUCGAAGACAUUCAUCAGAGAUUCGUCAGGACCUAUGGCCGCGCUGUUCAUUCGGCUCAGGCAUACGGCAUGAACGACGAGUUUUCUAGGGUUUUGAGCCAGCAGAUGGAAUACUACUCCAAUGAUCCUAAUGCCGAUAGGAUCAAUCGCCUCAAAGGUGAAAUGAGCCAGGUGCGAAAUGUGAUGAUUGAGAACAUUGACAAAGUUUUAGAAAGAGGGGAUCGCUUGGAAUUGCUGGUUGAUAAAACUGCUAAUAUGCAAGGGAAUACCUUCCGAUUUAGAAAGCAAGCUCGGCGUUUCAGAAGCACUGUGUGGUGGAGAAAUGUCAAGCUCACUGUGGCAUACGUUAGGCUAGAGUGUCAAUUCAACUAUGUAUUCAAACCGCAGUUUGUGCAUGUUAUGUUGCUAGAGUGUUGA